Molecule: messenger RNA, 2428 nt
Organism: Anoplophora glabripennis (Asian longhorned beetle)
Lineage: Eukaryota; Metazoa; Arthropoda; Insecta; Coleoptera; Cerambycidae
Product: ATP-dependent RNA helicase ddx24
Exons: 10
Coding region: 118-2331 (737 amino acids)
Cellular component (GO): nucleolus
Molecular function (GO): ATP binding; nucleic acid binding; RNA helicase activity
Source: RefSeq, a predicted model, not a curated record
CUCAAAUGAUCAAAAACAGAUGUAAAAUGUUAGGUUAAUUUAAUAUAAUUUAUUUAAAUUUAAUAUUACAACCACAGCUGAGCCAGAAAGUUUAAUUUUAAAUAAAAUAUCAAAAAUAUGGCGGCCAUAAAAAGUAAUUGGAAGCCUGUUGAAAUAGAUAGUUGUGUACUUACAGGAGGCGUAGACGGAUUGAUUGGAAUAGAAGUAUGCACAGAUUAUGAUGCAAAUAACUUUCAAUUUAUAAAGAAAAGUAAACAUAAAUUAUCGAAGAACGAUAAAAGUCCUAUCAAGAAGAAAAAGAAGAGAGUUAAAGAAACACCUGAGGAAAAUUUUAAUACACAAGAGGGGAAACAAGACAUAUUCUCUCCAUCUAAAUUUGGAAAUACAUCUCGGAUGAUCGAAGAAAAUUCGGCAUCACAAUCUGAUCAGACAGAUUUAAAUUUGGAAGCAUGGAAUAGUUUCAAUUUGCCACAGUCACUAUUGGAUGCUUUAAAGGAUAUGAACUUUACGCAACCAACUCAAAUACAAGCUUUAACUUUACCUGCUGCACUUUUAGGAAGAAGAGAUAUAUUAGGAGCUGCUGAAACUGGUAGUGGUAAGACUUUGGCUUUUGGGUUACCAAUCCUUUCCGGCAUAUUAAAAGUGAAAGAACAGGCCGAAACAUUCGACCAAACAGAACAAGACAGUUCUGAUUCAGAAGAAUCAGAGUUUGAAAUAGAUGGAAAUGAAAUAGAUGAAAAAGGAAUGGGGUGUAUUAAAUCGGUUAAUAUUAAUGUCAAAGAACAGUCAGUGAAGCCAUUAUAUGCUUUGAUUUUAACUCCUACUAGAGAACUAGCAAUGCAAAUAAAGAAUCACUUGACUGUAGUAGCAAAAUAUACAGGCAUAAAUAUAACUGUAGUUGUCGGAGGAAUGGCUGCCGUUAAACAAGAACGUAUCUUAUCUAAAGGCCCAGAGAUCGUAGUGGCAACACCCGGACGGUUGUGGGAAUUAGUACAGCAGGGAAAUCCUCACCUGUCACAAAUAGAUAAUAUAAGGUUUUUGGCCAUCGAUGAGACAGACAGAAUGUUGGAAAGAGGACAUUUCCAAGAAUUGCACGAUUUACUAGAACGCAUAAAUUUUGACGAGAUAAAAAAGAAGCAACGGCAAAACUUUGUGUUUUCCGCUACUUUAACGUUAGUGCAUGAACUACCAAGACAUUUGAAAAAUAAAAGUAAACUUACUAAGUCGAAAAAAAUCCAUGAUAUGACUCCAGAGCAGAAACUGAAGAAAAUAGUUGAAAUGUUGGGCAUUACGGAACCAAAAGUUGUAGAUAUAACCCAAGGAACAGGAACAUCGGGAACUCUCACCGAAUGUAAAAUAACGUGUGGGAUAGAAGAAAAGGAUUAUUAUGUCUACUACUUUCUAAAGAGACAUCCCGGAAGAACCUUAAUAUUUUGUAAUUCGAUUGGUUGUGUAAAAAGACUAUCCACGUUAUUAACUUUAUUAGAGUGUCACCCUUUGCCUCUCCAUGCCUCUAUGCAACAAAGGCAAAGACUCAAAAAUCUCGAAAGGUUUAGAGACACUGAAGACUCGAUACUUGUGGCUACGGAUGUAGCAGCACGAGGAUUAGACAUUCCUUUCGUUGAAAAUGUUUUGCAUUAUCAGACACCAAGAACAAGCGAAAGUUAUGUUCACCGAUCGGGAAGGACAGCUAGAGCGUCUCGACAAGGGAUCACAAUUCUACUGAUUGAACCGAACGAAGUACAGAGUUACUUACGGCUAUGCAAAACUUUACAAAAAGAUGAGGAUUUGCCAACGUUUCCGAUACAAGAUCAAUAUCUAAAGGCAGUUAAAGAUAGAGUUAAUUUAGCUAGGGAAUUGGAUAAAUUGCAGUUGCAAGUCAGAAAGGCUAAUUCUGAAGCUGGAUGGUUCCAGAAAGCUGCAGAGGAAAUGGAUAUCAUUGUUGAUGAUUCUGCGAGAAAAUAUGAUACCAAAGAAGCUGAGCAGGGCAAAAAGUUAGCUGAUUUGAAAAGGAAACAAUUAAUAUCUCUUUUAGCGACACCGAUAUUUCCAAAGGGAUUCAGCGGGAAGUAUCCAUUAUUGUCAGAAGAGUUACCGAACAUAUUUACCCGCAAUGAAUUUAGAGAAGAAAAGGCCAUAGAUGCCAUGAAAAAUGCCAUAGAGAUAAACGCGAAGGAGAAAAAGAGAACUGUGCCUUUGUACAAACAAAAAAAGGGAGCCGCUGUUAAAAGAAGUAAUGCUGUAACUAUAAAGUUGUCCAAAAAUGUGAAAGGUAAAGAUGAGUUGAAGAAGUCGAGGUUUAGAAAAAAAGGCAGGAGGAAGUCUCAUUAAAUAUUUAGCUCAGUUUAAUACUAAAACAUAUUUCUUAUUGAAUAACAAAUUGUUUUGUAUUUCUAAAUGCAAAUUUUGUGUUAAUUUUUUUUUUCAA